This is a messenger RNA of Dromaius novaehollandiae (emu), 3615 nucleotides long. It is a transcript of the gene RNF141, whose product is annotated as ring finger protein 141. The record is from RefSeq and is a predicted model, not a curated record. Gene Ontology annotation, biological process: protein autoubiquitination. The transcript is spliced from 6 exons. The coding region runs from base 166 to 903 and encodes 245 amino acids. Gene Ontology annotation, molecular function: ubiquitin-protein transferase activity. Lineage: Eukaryota; Metazoa; Chordata; Aves; Casuariiformes; Dromaiidae.
CGGCGCGCCGCGACGCAGCCCUGGCCGCGCGCCUGCGCCGUUGGCCGAGCGUCGGGGCGCGCGGCGAGCCGCGCCCGCUCCGGUCCCGUCCGGUCCCGUCCGGUCCCGGCGGGGCGGCGGUGGCGAGCAGGAUGCUGGGGCGCUGGGCAGAGACUGUACAAGUGAAUGAGAACUUCCUUCGUCUAUGGAGCUGAAGUGAAGAACUUCACCAUGGGUCAACAGCUUUCAAACCAGACACAAACUGUAAUUAACAAGUUGCCAGAAAAAGUAGCAAAGCAUGCCUCUUUGGUUCGAGAAAGUGGUUUCUUAACGUAUGAAGAAUUUCUGGGAAGAGUAGCUGAACUUAAUGAUGUUACUGCAAAAUUGGCUUCUGGGCAAGACAAACAUCUGUUAUUUGAAGUGCAGCCUGGUUCAGAUUCUUCCGCCCUCUGGAAAGUGGUUGUUCGGAUAGUCUGUACUAAAAUAAAUAAAACAAGUGGCAUCGUGGAAGCUUCCAGAAUCUUGAACUUGUAUCAGUUCAUUCAACUUUAUAAAGACAUCACCAGUCAAGCAGCAGGAGUUCUUGCACGGAGUGGUGCUUCUGAAGAAACUGCAGAGUGUUUGACAUCUGUGUCAUCUUGUCAGGCCAGUUUAUGGAUGGGAAGGGUUAAACAGCUGACAGAUGAAGAGGAAUGUUGCAUCUGCAUGGAUGGGCGUGCUGAUUUGAUCUUGCCGUGUGCUCACAGCUUCUGCCAGAAAUGCAUUGAUAAAUGGAGCGAUCGUCAUAGGAGCUGUCCUAUCUGCCGUCUGCAAGUGACUGGGGCAAGUGAUUCUUGGGUGGUUUCAGAUGCACCUACAGAAGAUGAUAUCGCUACUUACAUACUUAACAUGGUAGAUGAGGCAGGCCAGCCUCACAGACCCUGACACUGGCCAACAAGCUGACAAUAGUAGGAGCACUUGAAGCUUUUUCACUUUCAUGAAUAUCUGUUUUUAUCUCCCGUUGCCAUUCUUCCAACACUCUUUUACUUGUCUUCUUGGCUGCUGUGAAUCUAUGCUAGUCUUUUAAAACACAGGGUAUUUGAGCCAGUGUACAUGUGUGCAGUCUUAAUUAUUAAUCUGUAGUUUCAGUAAACUCUUUGAUUAUUAACAUUAACAGAGGUUAUUUUAACAAUGAUUAUUGCUAUUAUUAAGUAACAGUUUGACUACUAAAUGAAGCUAUUUUUAUUAGCACAACUGCAACUGCUGUUUGAACAUCACAAAGUGUACUGCUACAGGAGAUGUAACAUCUAAAUAGGUGAGGUCAGAUGGCUUGACCUCACAGCUCUUAUCCUUCAAAGCAGUCCCUUUUACUUUCCUGACAAAUAUGAAUAAGGAUGGUGAGUUAGGACUAGUGAUUGUUAAUUUGAAAUUUUGCUUCUGAAACUUGAGGACCUCCCACUGCCCCUUUUUUUCUUUCAGUAGCCAGUUAUUGCUCCUUUUAGUGUUUACAGGUACUGAUUUCAAUCUGAUCCAUUAUGAGUUUUAGUAUUAAUUAUUUUAAAUCUAUUUUGGAGAGUACAGACGGCUAUGUAAAUGUACUUGUGCUUUUCCCUUAUCCUCUUAGCAAGAUAAUCUCUUUGAAUAUUUUUUUAAAAUUUGAUGUUUAGCAUAGUCUCAUUAGCUUGGAAACACUAAAGAGUUUCAUACACAAUCCUAAAAAAGCAAAUCAGUUUUUUUUCUAUAGCUUUUUGAUCAAAAAAGCCAAAAAUAUUUUUAAACAUGAGGCAUAUCUGAAAAGAAUUACUUUAUUCAAAUUAGCAAUUAAGGUGUAGUUUAGUCUGAUGCUGUAGUUUUAUCUGCCUUUCCUCCGUUUUCAAAGGGAUGAAAUCAUGCAUACUAAGGUUAUAAGGUCAUAAGCUAAUUAAGGGUGCUGUGCUUUUUAUCUACAAGUGCAAUAUGCUUUUAUGUAGCAGAGAGUAACUUCUAUUUUGAUAAUAGUUUUGUGGCUUGCAGAGAGAUGUGCAUCUGACAACUUGGGGAAAGGGAUAUCACAAUAGGAGUACAACAGUGUAUUUCAGUGUUUAGCAGAGUCAAAUCUUUCAAGAGUUGCUUUUAGAAAAUAUAAAAUAGUCAUCAUUAGUAUUCAGGAAACCCAUCUUAAGUCUGUUUUGCAGAACUAUUAUGGAAAUCAACUGCCAUUAUAGAGAAUGAAUUAAUAAAUAUAAUUUGGGGGGAGGUUGCUAUUAACAAAUACUGCUGUUUUAACUUGAAGCUGUUGAGUCAAAAAUACUCAAGUGUAGCAUUUGAAGAACUAGCAACAAAUCUUGCUUAUUACAAAACUGCAUUUUUAUUUCUCAUACUUGUUAAAACUCAGUAAUGCCAGGCUGAGGCCUUUUAUCAGGGACAGGUUCUGAUCUGUAAGACAAGUACACACAUGUAUAUGUAUGUUAGGGUUGUUCUCCUUAAUUAGCUACAAAAGAAUGAAAUGAUGUCGGGGACCAAGUCUUGGGAAUUUCUCUAUUAUACUUCAUUAAGGAGUUUUUACAGUAUAUGACACCUGUUUGAACUUGGCUCAUGGUACAGUCGUCAAAUUUAUCAUAGACAUUAGGACAGAUAAGCAACAUAGUUGUCUUGUGUUUAUCAUCUAAAAGCCAGUAUGGCUUAGUGUGUAAAUCUGUAUUUAACUAUCUAUUUAUGAAUGUACAUAACCUAGAACUAAUUUUUUCCCUUUGUUAAUCCUUUGGUAUCAAUGAGAUUCUUUAUUCUUCAGAAAAAGUAUGGACUGUUUGUUUGCUUAAAGGCAGUUGUUAUCUGUGCUGAAAAUUGUUAAUGGUUGGGGAUUUUUCACUGAAAUAUUUGCAAAUAUUCCUAAUCGCAUACCAGUUUGGUUUCAUUUUGCUUUUUGAGCUUGCAUUAGUCCCUAUUCAAAACUUUAAAAUAAGCUUUGAAUUUUUAAACUGGUUUUUAUAUCACUGAAGCAGAAAAAGCAUCUAAAUUAAAGCUUCAAGCUAACUUUAUUUUUCAGGUAUUUCAAUUACUACGCUUCUGAACUGAGACUUUUAUAAGUUGACUUUCUGCUGAAAACUUACAUGAACUUCUUAAAAUGUAAUUUUGUAAUGAAUGCAGAUUGUUAUUACAGUAUAAAGGCACUUAUAAUUACAAUAUAAACUAAUGCAAAAAUUAUUUAAAUAAUGAAAAAAUAUUCUGUACAGCUUUUUUAAUUAAGUUGCUGUAAUAACACUGCUGUGAUGUAGGUACUGUAAUGUGUGCCUUGUAAAAUAUAUGUACUGUAUGUUAUAAGGGAUAUAAAUACAGUAACACUGCAAAGCUAGUAAUUUGGUACUGGCAGUAUUUCCUAGUCCGAAAUGCUACGUUUAGCAAACAGAAUUUUGGAAAAGGAAAGGUAAUCACAUUGGCAGGGACAUGGUAAUGGGUUCCAGAAGCCAGACCUUGAAAAUGUGAAUUACUGUGAAUAGCUGUUGGUGCGGGGCAUUAGAACAAACUGAAAUUUUUUGUGCUAAAGUCAAGAAUUCUUACAGAUUUAAUGUGAAAUUGUAAUUUAAGCAUUGCAAAUUGUAUUAAUAGCUAUGGACAUUCCAGUGUAUUAUAAUUUGUGUAUGAGUUGUGCAAUAAAGUUACUUUGGAAGAAAUAUCAAA